CCCGCGGCCCCGCGGCCCGACCCCCCCAGCGCGGCGGCGGGCGGCUCCGCGGUGGCGCGGGCGGGCGCAGCGCGGGCGGCGGCGCAGCCAGCGCGGCCGCUUGUUGAUCGCGGCGCCCCGCUCCGCUCCGCGCCGUGCAGGCAGCCCCCGCGCCCGGGCUGCCGCUGCGCUGCGGCGCCGCUUGCAUUCUUCCAUUGCAGCCUCCUCCGUUUUUUUUCCUCUCUCCCUUUCUUUCCUUUUUUUUUUUUUUUCUUUGCAUGAAGAUGGCGGCGCCUCUCGCCAGCAAGGCAGGGUCCGCCGGCACCAACAGCAAGCCUCCCUUCCCGGAGCUGGAUUUCCGAUCGGGAGCCAGGGUGGAAGAAUUGAAUAAACUCAUCCAGGAAUUCACCAAGCACGACCAGCGCGAGUACGACGACCAGCGAGCCCUGGAGAUCCACACGGCCAAGGACUUCAUCUUCUCCAUGCUGGGCAUGGUUCAGAAACUUGACCAGAAGCUUCCUGUAGCCAAUGAAUACCUGCUACUUUCGGGUGGUGUGCGAGAAGGUGUAGUGGACAUUGAUCUUGAUGAGCUGAAUGUUUAUGCACGAGGGACAGACUAUGACAUGGACUUCACCCUGCUUGUGCCCGCACUGAAGCUGCAUGACCGCAACCAACCAGUCACGCUGGACAUGCGCCACUCAGCUUUGUGCCACUCCUGGCUGAGCCUUCGGCUUUUUGAUGAAGGAACUAUCAGCAAGUGGAAAGACUGUUGCACGAUCGUGGACCAUAUCAACGGAGCUACCAAUUAUUUCUUCUCUCCAACGAAAGUAGCAGACUGGUUCUAUGACUCCAUUAGCAUUGUCCUCUCCGAGAUCCAGAAAAAGCCUCAGCGAGGGAUGCCAAAGGUGGAGAAGGUAGAGAAAAAUGGGACUAUCAUAUCCAUCAUUUUGGGAGUGGGCAGCAGCCGGAUGCUGUAUGACAUUGUUCCUGUGGUGUCCUUCAAGGGCUGGCCUGCCGUGGCCCAGAGCUGGCUGAUGGAAAACCAUUUCUGGGAUGGGAAGAUCACAGAGGAGGAAGUCAUAAGUGGGUUUUACUUAGUGCCUGCAUGUUCCUACAAGGGGAAGAAGGACAAUGAGUGGAGGCUGUCAUUUGCCAGAAGUGAAGUGCAGCUGAAAAAGUGCAUAUCCAGCAGCCUCAUGCAAGCCUAUCAGGCCUGCAAAGCUAUCAUCAUCAAACUGCUCUCCCGCCCCAAAGCCAUUAGUCCAUAUCAUUUGCGGAGCAUGAUGCUGUGGGCUUGCGACAGGCUACCAGCCAACUACUUGGCUCAGGAGGAUUACGCUGCUCAUUUCCUCCUGGGUCUCAUUGAUGAUCUCCAGCACUGCUUGGUCAACAAGAUGUGCCCUAACUAUUUCAUCCCUCAGUGCAACAUGCUGGAGCACCUCUCUGAAGAAACCGUCAUGUUGCAUGCGCGGAAGCUGUCCUCAGUCCGAUCAGACCCUGCUGAACACCUUCGAACUGCCAUUGAGCAUGUCAAAGCGGCCAAUCGGCUAACGCUAGAGCUCCAACGGCGGGGCAGCACCACCAGCAUCCCCUCCCCGCAGUCAGAUGGAGGGGAUAACAACCAGCCUGAUGACCGAUUAGCCAAAAAAUUGCAACAGCUAGUGACUGAAAACCCAGGGAAGUCCAUCUCUGUCUUCAUUAACCCAGAUGACGUCACAAGGCCCCACUUCAGAAUCGACGAUAAAUUUUUCUGAGCUUUCAUCAAUGUUUCUUUGGCAUUUUUAUUUUGUUUUGUUUUUAAAAACUCUUACGGUGUGUAGGUUUUUUUGGUUGAUUUUCCUUGAUGACUCAGUGUCUUGGUUUUUACAUAUCCAGCAUAUAUUGGAGCUGUUGAGAACAAUAUGAAUAAAUUAUAAUUUCUGGUUCUGCAGGACAGUGCAGAUUUCAAAACAGUAUAUUAUGGUUUCAUAUGCUGCUUUUGUUUCUUUCGCCCACCCAGCCCCAUUGUCUGUGGGUAGUUUCUGAGGGAGAACAUGCACCAUAAACACACAUACCAGUGUUAUAUAGGAUUUUUUUCAAGCUUUCAUAAUUUAUGUACAUUUUUGGGCCAGUGAAGGGAGAACUCACUUUCCAUUGCUUAGGAAAUUCACUUUUUCUUUCCACAAGCUUCCAUCACCCUAAAGAAAUGAUGAGAGACUCUAGGCUGGAAAGCACUAGUGGCAAUUUGAUAAGGCCAAACCCAUGGGGCCGAAGCCCUGUUCAUCUGUUCUUUACACUUCUCACAGUAGGGGAGAAAGUUGACUUUAGAGAUGAUGAUGCAGCUUUUGGGGGGAAGAGUUGUUUUUGUUUUGAACUACUUUUUGAAUGUAAUUGUUCAUAAUUGGACCUUGUACAGUCCAGAGGGUUGUUUCUGCUGCUUUUCCAUGCGGAAUAAGGUUAUGGAAUGUUAGUUUUAGUGUGUGUAAUUAUUCAAAGCCUUAUUUAAAUUCUAUUAAAGAACAUACCAUUAUAAAUGUUAAUUGCACUAAUGAAAUCGCUGCCAUUACCUCAGUCCCACUGUUUGUGUUUUUUUCAUGAAUUAGCAUCUGUUAUUAGGUCUCAAUAUUGCAGAUUGCUUGAGGCCCUUUGGGUCUCAUGGUUUCAGGUGACAAUUACUUGAUUGUCUUUUGUAAAAGACUCUUCCUUGUUAGCCCUAUUAUGUCUGAGAAGCCAGAUUUUUGCAGUGGCAUAUUUCUUUGGAUGUGUAUUGUGUGUUGCAGUGCAUAUUGCAUUAAUAUGUAUUGCAUGUUGUUGAAACAGGUUUACCAUUAGAUAAGGAUGUAACACUAAAGCAGUGGUAUGUGCAAAGUUAAUCAGCCAGACCUGGAGCAAAGAAGCUAUCUUGCUUCUGUAAUGCAUGUAUUAGGCCUGAUCCUUUAUGGCAGUUACCGUUCCCUUGACUCCUGUGGACUUUCUGACUUACCCUGGGACAUAUGAGAUCUUACUUAGGUCUCAUAUUUGCAGAAGUUGUGUUUGUAUGUAAACUUGUAGUGCAACAGUAGCCUUGUUCUCUGCAAAACACAUACUCUUUCCUUUUGUAUGUAGGAUAAGAUGUAUGGUAACAAGGGUUAGUCUGAGCCAAAAAUAAUUCCAAGAGUUCAAGGAUGGAGUGGAUUUUUAUGGCUGGCUGGCCAGUGACUAAUAGUUAGGCCUUAAAUCAGCAAUUUGGGUUUACUGAUUAUCCCAGAGAAGCUGUUCUGAUCCAAACUUGAUGCAUGUUUUAAAAUGUGAUUAUUAGAGCAGGUUGAAAUAUUUUUUAAAUAUUUGACAGACAAAUGAGGUGCAUAGCUGGUAAAUUCUAACAGAUGAAAAUUGUGUACGAAAAAUGUAUCACUUUUUUAGCCCAGCCUUUCUGUUAGAGAGACCAGGCUGGUGGAGUAACACAGCAGCUUUGGAAACUACAUUAGUUAAUCAGAUGUCAGGGAGGUUUCAAUACCUGAUUUAGUGCCCAGAUGACUUCAUAAAAUGAAACUUUGGCUUCUCCAUCUCUUGGGCAUAUUUGAAAACUUUACCCCAGUUCUGCAGCCAAGGCGUUCACAUUUACCUGAAUGUACAGGUAUUCUCUUACACAAGCCUGAAGAAGCUCUCAGAAGUUGCUGGCUAGAUAAAGUGAAUGAGGAUUUAACUUCAAAGCACAAUUGGCUAGUGAUCACGAGUCCCAGCGCAGCUGCAGCUGUGGUCUGGGGAAGGACAUGUGUUGACUUCAGUGGAAGCAGAACUGGCUCCUAAUGGUGUGGCUAUUGCCAAAGAUGAGUCUCUAUUCAAACCAGUGUCAGCUACAGGGGGAGGCAGGAGAGCGGACUGGGAAUUCUCUUCAGAAGUGGCUGGAAAAUGGCAAUUCAUUGAAAUGUUUUUUUUUCCCAAGUCCCCGGGACUUUCAGUGAUUCAUCUGUUGGGAAAAGAGUUUGGGCUACCGGAUGAAAUUUCCCUUCACCAUGAGAGGGAGAGCCGCUCAGCACAAACCAGCAGUAGCCUGGCAGGCAGAGUGCUUUCCCGGGAGUCCCAGCGUCCGUGCCGGUGCUCCUGACCUACGCAGAAACACAGCUCUCGGCCUUCCUCAUGCCAGUUCAACAUCUUGAUGACCAGCAGCUUGGCUAGUCCAGGUGUCAAGCUCUGGUGUGUGCUCCUUUUUUUGGUUUUAAUUAAAAAAUGUUUCAAAAAGUA
Molecule: messenger RNA, 4182 nt
Organism: Dromaius novaehollandiae (emu)
Lineage: Eukaryota; Metazoa; Chordata; Aves; Casuariiformes; Dromaiidae
Gene: MB21D2
Product: Mab-21 domain containing 2
Exons: 2
Coding region: 258-1733 (491 amino acids)
Source: RefSeq, a predicted model, not a curated record